CGGAGGGCGCAGUGGCUGUGCUGGUGGUGGGCGCUGCUUUGCAGCUGCUGCGUGCCCCAGCUGCUGCGGCCCCUCCUGCCCGCCGCCGCGGCCGCCGGGGGCGCGCUGUUAGGGGACGGCGGUGGCCGGAGUCCCGGCCGCGCGGAGCAGUCGCCGCAGCCGCCGCCUUCCUCCUCCUCCGGCUUCCUCUACCGGCGCCUUAAGACGCACGAGAAGCGGGAAAUGCAGAAGGAGAUCCUCUCGGUGCUGGGACUUCCGCAUCGGCCCCGGCCCCUGCACGGCCUCCCGCAGCCCCCGGCGCCCCAGCAUCAGCCUCGUGGAGAGCUCCCGCCCGGGCGGCUGAAGUCUGCACCCCUCUUCAUGCUGGAUCUGUACAACGCCCUGUCCGCUGCCGACGACGACGAGGGGACGUCCCCGGAGGAGAGGCAGCGAGCCCGGCCCCGGGGGGCAGGCACCACCCCGCAGUUCCCGCAGCCACCCCCCGGGGCCGCGCACCCGGUCAGCGGCAAAAGCCUAGUGGCUCCGGGAUCCGGCAGCAGCGGCACAUAUUCUCUGACCAGCGCGCAGGACAGCGCCUUUCUGAACGACGCGGACAUGGUCAUGAGCUUUGUGAACCUGGUGGAGUACGACAAGGAGUUCUCCCCUCGCCAGCGACACCACAAAGAGUUCAAGUUCAACUUAUCCCAGAUCCCUGAGGGUGAGGCGGUGACGGCUGCAGAAUUCCGAAUCUACAAGGACUGUGUUGUGGGGAGUUUUAAAAACCAAACUUUUCUUAUCAGCAUUUACCAAGUCUUACAGGAGCAUCAGCACAGGGACUCUGACCUAUUUUUGUUGGACACACGUGUUGUGUGGGCCUCAGAGGAAGGCUGGCUGGAAUUUGACAUCACGGCCACGAGUAAUCUGUGGGUCGUGACCCCACAGCAUAACAUGGGGCUUCAGCUGAGUGUGGUGACAAGGGAUGGUCUCAGCAUCAGCCCAAGAGCAGCCGGCCUGGUGGGCAGAGAUGGCCCAUACGACAAGCAGCCUUUCAUGGUGGCCUUCUUCAAAGUCAGUGAAGUUCACAUCCGCACCACCCGGUCAGCCUCCAGUCGGCGCCGCCAGCAGAGUCGCAACCGCUCUACCCAGUCCCAGGAUGUGUCCCGGGUUUCCAGUGCCUCAGAUUACAACAGCAGUGAAUUAAAAACAGCCUGCAGAAAGCAUGAGCUCUACGUAAGCUUCCAAGACCUAGGAUGGCAGGACUGGAUAAUCGCACCCAAGGGCUAUGCUGCCAAUUACUGUGAUGGAGAAUGUUCCUUCCCCCUCAAUGCACACAUGAACGCAACGAAUCAUGCCAUCGUGCAGACCCUGGUCCACCUUAUGAAUCCUGAGUAUGUCCCCAAACCGUGCUGCGCACCAACUAAACUAAAUGCCAUCUCGGUUCUCUACUUUGAUGACAACUCCAAUGUCAUUCUGAAAAAAUACAGGAACAUGGUUGUAAGAGCUUGUGGAUGCCACUGACUUGAAGUUAGUUACUAGGGACACACAAAUUCUGCCUAGGAUCCCUGGAUUAUAUCGGCCUUAAAAACAUACAGGA
This is a messenger RNA of Orycteropus afer afer, 1573 nucleotides long. NCBI's taxonomy places the organism in Eukaryota, Metazoa, Chordata, Mammalia, Tubulidentata, Orycteropodidae. The record is from RefSeq and is a predicted model, not a curated record.